Strongyloides ratti is the source of this 993-nucleotide messenger RNA. RefSeq lists its product as hypothetical. The record is from RefSeq and is a predicted model, not a curated record. Bases 1 to 993 code for a protein of 330 amino acids. Lineage: Eukaryota; Metazoa; Nematoda; Chromadorea; Rhabditida; Strongyloididae. The transcript has a single exon.
AUGACUGAUAUUCCAUAUUCGAGACCAAGUUUUGUUUUUAAUAAUCAUAGAACAUAUUAUAUACCUAAUCAUUCAUAUAAUACAUUUGGAAAUGCAUCAAAUUUUACUAGUAGUGAUUAUUUAAAUUAUACAAAAAAAUCAAAUGAUAUAAAAAAUUCAAAACAUUCAAUAGAAAAUGAAAAAAUUCAUUCUAAUUAUAAUAAUGAUAUAAAUGGAUUUAAAAAUUAUUAUGAAAAAUCUUAUGACAAAACAAUUCAAAAUGAUUCAAAAAAAAAUACAUUGGUAGAAAAUACGUUAAAUUAUCAAAAAAAUAUAAUCAAACCAUUGUCAUAUAAUUCUCCUAUAAGUAAACAUUAUUUACAACUUAAUUAUAGAAAACCCAUAUUUUCAUCCGAAAAUUUAUUAAUAAAAAAAAAUGACUAUAUAAGAAAACCAGCUGUACCUCCAAGGCCUUCAUUGUAUGAAAGAAAUAACUAUGAAAAACCUUUCAUAGUACCAGAAAUAAAGAAUAAAUUAAAAAAACAAUAUAUUAAUGAAGAAAAAAAGGAUAGUAGUGACAGUAUUGAUAAUGAUUUUGAAAUUAAAAAUGAAUUAAAUUGUCAACAAAAUGAAUCAAUUUGUACAUUAAGGCAUUGUGGGGAGUAUUCUGAUAAUAAUACAUCACAAAAAAAUACAAAAUCAACUAAUACUCAUGAUUCAGAUUGUAAAAAAGAAGAUAUUAAUGGUAUUACGGAACAUUUGAGUGAAUUAAAUUUUACAUCAAUAUCUUGCCAAGAAGAUAACGAUACUAGCACAAAUGAUGAAUCAAAUAUUUUGUUAUCAUUUGAAUUAGCAAAUUUAAAACCUGUCUCAACCAUUGAAAGACACGCAAGAAUAAUACAAUGGAUUCAUGCAUCAUCUGAUUUUUCACAUUUUCCACCAACAGAUGAGUUAUCAACAGAUUUUAAUGAUGAAAUAAAUGAUAAAUUUACAAUAAGAUCAUUAUGUGUUUAA